AUGUCGAUCAUCCCAAAUCUGUGGUUUUUGACCAACUCCGUGACGACCAGUUUGCCUGCAGGCCAACCUCCAAAGCAACGAUCCCUGCACGCCAGCAUCGUGGUGGGGGAUUGCCUUUACAUCUUUGGUGGGUAUGAUGGCAGCAGCCGUGUGAAUGACUUCUACAAGUUCAGCUUUAAGGUCAGCCCACCGCUCGUGAUCGACAUGUGGUCGUGCUGGGGGCGCCCGGAGACGGACGGAGACGGGACGGACGGCGAAGGAACGAUACGGCGGGAGAUGGUGAAGGCGGAGCCAGGUCCAGUUUUGAAGCGGAUGGACUUCAAGAUGAGCUGGGGAGCUGGGGAGACCGAGCUGGUGAUGGUGAUGGCAUGGACCGGAGCCGAUGAGUGGUCCUACACGGACAAGAUCUAUAUUUUCGCCGGAUACGACGGGAACAACCGCGUCAACGAUUUCUGGCAAUAUGACACCGAACAUGAGUCCUGGCAGAUGGUGGAUGCCGCUCUUGGGAACCCACCCACUCCACGGCACAGCCAUUCGGGCGUCGAGUACGAUGGAUCCAUGUAUAUCUUCGCCGGAUACGAUGGGAACUACAGGAGCGAUUUUCAUCGCUACAACUUCCCGCAGCGGAAGUGGUCCAUCGUGCCGGUGAAGGGUUCCGUGCCCAAGGCGCGCUACAGGACCUCCGCGGUGGCGUACAAGAAUCGCAUGCUGGUGGUGGGUGGCCAUGAUGGUGCCAAGCACCUGAACGACUUCUACCAGUUCAACUUCGACUCCCUCGAGUGGAGUUUGGUAGAGACCACCGGCCAAGUGCCGCCGCCUUCCCCAAGAGACUCCCACUCAGCGGUCAUUUGUGGGGAUUCCAUGUACCUCUUCGGCGGCAGCACCGGCAGCGCGCGGAACGACCUGUACGCCUUUAGCUUUGAAACAGAGCAGUGGCUGGAGGUGCGUCCCACACCCGGCGCGUCGCAGAAGGCGAACGUGCCUUGCCCACGAUUCUGCCACACGUGUGAUGUGUACAACAAUUCUCUCUACGUCUUCGGCGGCUAUGACGGCCAGCAGCGUCUGAAUGACUUCUGGCAGUUCAAGCUGGCCACGGAGGUGAACAUCGACAUCCCAAGCAGCUCCUUAGUCUCGGACCUGAGGGAUUUCCUCAACGACGCCAAGCUGUCGGAUGUCACCUUCAUCGUCGAAGGAAAAGCCGUUUAUGCGCACAAGCUGCUUUGCAUGCGGUGCUCCUACUUCCGCGCCAUGUUUGACGGACAGAUGCGCGAGGCCCAACAGAAGACGAUUACCAUCAACAACGUCUCUCAUCGUGUCUUCCUGGCCUUGUUGGAGCCGGGGGGCCCCGAAGCGAAGCUGACACCUCGGGUCGGUGAUGUUUCCGGGUCGGGUCGGGUGGGGGUGACCGGAGAGGGCGGAGUGAGACCCGAGAUUGAGUCGUUCUGUCCACUCACAGGUUGCCCUUUGCCUUUCUUUGCUGUGGAUGUUUGA
This is a messenger RNA of Durusdinium trenchii, 1491 nucleotides long. The record is from the annotation of a GenBank genome assembly. NCBI's taxonomy places the organism in Eukaryota, Dinophyceae, Suessiales, Symbiodiniaceae.